Molecule: messenger RNA, 12122 nt
Organism: Misgurnus anguillicaudatus (oriental weatherfish)
Lineage: Eukaryota; Metazoa; Chordata; Actinopteri; Cypriniformes; Cobitidae
Source: RefSeq, a predicted model, not a curated record
UCCUCGCGCUGACGGGCCUCUGCGGCGUCUGUGAGCCCGAGACGGCGGAGCGGAGCAGGCCGGUGCCGGGGAGGGUCAGGACGGGAAGAGACGCGGAGGGAAGACGGGUAGCGCGCGACCUCCGGAGGGUUCAGGCCCGGGUCUGUAUGGAGAAACGGGGUGAAGGAUUUGAUGGUCUGAAGGUGGAUCCGUUUCAUUACCACAAAAGUCCAUCAACAUUUUGAUGUCUUUUAUUUUGUUUGUGUUGGUUUUAAAUGCAUCGAUAUCAGGCCUGUAGUGAGUUUUUAUUUGACCAUGCCUCUCGAUCUGGAUUGUGACGCAGCGGCAAAGAAAACGACUCCAGAGGUGGAACAGGAAACGUGUGACAUCACACAGGAAGAUAAAGUGAUGGAAACACCGCCGCGGAGAGUCGGACGACCCGCUCGGAAACGCAAAGCACCGGUAGUGGAUAGUUGUGGGCGUGUGACUGAGGGUGUGGCCUGUAUGAAACAGGCAGGGUGUAACGGCGAAACAGAGCGUCGGGUUUCGCAGAAAAACCUUGAACGGAAUGACUCCUCCCCUGACUCCACCCACCAGAAUGGCAUAGACACGCCUCCUGGACAAGAUCAGGACUCCGCCCCUUCUACCCAGCGGAAAAAACGAGGGCGACGGAAACUUGAGCACUUGGAGAGACAUAUAGAGGACGAUGGCAGCAGCAGUGACACCAGCAGAGGAGAGAGUGACGGGGGCAGACAGAGGGGCCGUCAGGGCUGGGACAUCAAUCUGAGAAGACGACCCGUACAAAGAGAGACCUUUCAGGCCGGAGACCCAUAUCACAUCAGUCGCAAAGAGAAAGAGGAGUGGCUCGCCCGCUGGAGGAAAGAGAAGGAGGAGAAGUCGGACCUGGGGCACACCUUGAGUGACACCAUGGAUGACCAAUCAGCAGCUGAUUCUCAAAAAGAUGAGGAGGAGCCAGCCAUUAACCUUCCAUCCACGGCCACACCCCAGCAGCAGCAGCACACUGACCCCGCCUCCCCGACGGUUGCCACGACGCCCGAAGCGCCUCCAGUCGCCUGUGGUAACAAAGUCAUGGCGAGAUCUUCAGAAAUGGACCUUGAAUAUGAGGACGGUCGUGGGUUUGGGAUCGGAGAACUGGUCUGGGGAAAGUUACGAGGCUUCUCCUGGUGGCCCGGGCGGAUCGUGUCGUGGUGGAUGACGGGUCGCAGUCGAGCCGCUGAAGCCACCCGCUGGGUCAUGUGGUUUGGAGAUGGCAAAUUCUCAGUGGUGUGUGUGGAAAAGCUGUUGCCCUUGAGUACGUUUUGCACGUCAUUUCAUCAGCCCACCUACAACAAACAGCCCAUGUACAGAAAAGCCAUUUAUGAAGUUUUACAGACGGCGAGUACGCGUGCAGGUAAGCCCUUUCCCGUCUGCGUGUCCACGGAUGACUCGGAGUCUGGGAAGAGUGUGGAACUGCAGACGAGGCAGAUGAUUGAAUGGGCCAGCGGCGGGUUUCUACCCACCGGUGCCAAAGGACUCGAGCCUCCACCAGCGGAGCGCAGUCCUUAUACUGAGGUUUAUCCAGAGAUGUGGGUGGAGCCUGAGGCUGCUGCAUACACGGCUCCGCCCCCUGCCAAGAAACCCAGGAAGAACAGCGUCGAGAACAAACAGCCUAAAAUUAAAGAGAUUAUAGAUGAGGGAACCCGGGAGAGACUGAUUUACGAGAUCAGACAGAAGUGUCGCAACAUUGAAGAUGUCUGCAUUUCCUGUGGAAGUCUGAACGUGUCAUUGGAGCAUCCUCUUUUUUUUGGAGCGAUGUGCCAGAGCUGCAAGAACUGCUUUCUGGAGUGUGCGUAUCAGUACGACGAUGAUGGGUAUCAGUCGUACUGCACCAUCUGCUGUGGAGGAAGAGAAGUGCUCAUGUGCGGGAACAACAACUGCUGCAGGUGUUUCUGUGUGGAGUGUGUAGAUCUGCUCGUCGGUGCCGGUUCUGCGCAGGCGGCUAUUCAAGAAGAUCCCUGGAACUGCUACAUGUGUAGCAGCAGGAACGUCUUGGGCCUGUUGAGACGCAGGGAUGAUUGGACUUCACGACUACAGCUGUUCUUCGCCAACAACCACGACCAGGACUUUGAGCCACCAAAGUUGUAUCCACCAGUAGCGGCAGAGAAGAGACAGCCAGUCAGAGUGCUCUCUUUAUUUGAUGGCAUUGCUACAGGGCUACUGGUGUUAAGGGAUCUGGGCAUUCAGGUGGAUCGGUACGUGGCAUCAGAGGUGUGCGAAGACUCCAUCACAGUCGGGAUGGUUCGACACCAGGGACGAAUCACGUAUGUGGGAGAUGUGAGGAAUGUCACCCGCAAACAUAUUCAGGAGUGGGGUCCUUUUGAUCUUGUGAUUGGUGGAAGUCCUUGUAAUGACCUCUCUAUUGUCAACCCUGCCAGGAAAGGCCUUUACGAGGGGACAGGACGGCUGUUUUUUGAGUUUUAUCGGCUGCUACAUGAAGCUCGGCCUAAGGAUGGAGAUGAUCGACCGUUCUUCUGGCUCUUUGAAAAUGUUGUUGCCAUGGGAGUCAGUGACAAAAGAGAUAUCUCACGCUUUUUGGAGUGUAAUCCAGUGAUGAUCGAUGCUAAAGAGGUGUCAGCAGCACACCGUGCUCGAUACUUCUGGGGAAACUUACCUGGAAUGAGCAGGCCUCUGUCUGCUAUGGUGAAUGAUAAGCUUGACCUGCAGGACUGUCUGGAACAUGGACGCACAGCUAAGUUUGGUAAAGUGCGAACCAUCACAACUCGCUCAAACUCUAUAAAACAGGGGAAAGACCAGCACUUCCCGGUCUACAUGAACAACAAAGAGGAUAUCCUGUGGUGUACAGAGAUGGAGAGAGUUUUUGGCUUCCCCGUCCAUUACACUGACGUGUCUAACAUGAGCCGUCUUGCCAGGCAAAGGCUUCUGGGAAGGUCGUGGAGCGUUCCCGUCAUACGGCACCUCUUUGCCCCGCUGAAGGAAUACUUUGCCUGCGUCUGAAACUCCGCCCACCAAGCAACGUGACGGCUUCCCUCUCCUUCCUUAUCUGCAUAUUCAAUAAGCUCCGCCCUCUCGUGUUCGUUUUGCUGGUGGCCUGUGAAUGGCUGGUGCUAUUUAACUCACUAGACAGCCGCAUUUCAGAUAUUUAUUUUAAAACGUAAUCGAGUCCAGAUCUUUAAUGGGGUUUUUUUUGUAUUUUAUUGUCUGUUGUUUUAGAUUUAGGUCAUGUUCCAGCUGUGACAACUCUCCCUCUCACACAAAACUGACAAGAGACAUUGUGCGAUUUCGAGUGUAUGUUUAUCAGAUGGAGUGUGCAAAGCGGUCGGUGAAAAUAUAGAGCACAAACUGCUGGGUAGGAACAGUCAGACGCUCUCUGAAUACUAAAUAGUGGAACCACAUAAGCCGUCUUGGACCCUAAAUCAAGUGUUACACAAUGUUCUAACCAGGUGCGACAGUUUUUAUACAUCAAGUCAUUUUUUAAAUUCUCACAAAAAUACGCAAUGCUGCUGCGAAGUCAAAAGCAUAGCCAAUCAGAUUGACGCAAUAGUACGUGAAAAAUAUUACACUUUGCAUAAAUACAACAGAGCCUGUUAUAGGACCUUUAUAAAUUUCAUGCUAGUUAUCCCCCAAUUUGUCUUUACUGUAGUGUGGGCAAAAGUUCAUCAUGUUUGUUGUAUUGCCUUAAAUUGGUGCUUAAAUUGGUAAAUUAACCUGAUAAGGAACACUGUGCCGUACACGGUACACCCCUUCCCUUGCACGUGAGGCUGCAUUACGUCAUUGUAACUUUGAAGCGUCAAAUCUUCAAAAUAUACGGUCAUGCGGCACAUCGUUGGAAAGCUUAGACUUUCGGGAUUCCAUUAAGCGCACACACAAAGCAUAAUAUGAUUUUUAGCAGUCAUAAAACUGUAAUCUAGUUGUAAGUUACCUGAACCGGGCGGUGCCGAUUUAGGAUAUUUACUUACCUUCAAAAUCUUCCCUUUAUCCGCUUCGGUGAAAUUGUCCAAAACAAAUUGUUCAUAAAUCCCCAAAAGUCCAAGGAAAAGGAAUAUCUAAGCCUUUUAAUCCAAAACGAUUUAUUAAUCUCACAAUCUUGACGUUUCUGACCGAAUUACGAUAUAAAUAGUGUAUACAAUUAGUUCACUAACGGAAUCUCACUUUUCAUUCACGAUUUAUAAUGAAUAUAUUCGGAUGUCACGUUUAUUGUGCAACGUUUGAGGAACAAAUACGCCCCCUUGUGGAAUUUCAUCCAUUCCAUAAGAGGCUACAUUUAAUAUAAAAUGUAUAUAGUUAUUUUUUAUUGUCAUACUGUAAAAUGUACAGAAUUAAGGACCGGUUCUACUUUAACAAUAACGUUACCUAUAUUGAUAACUAUAUUAGUGUCCACUCCACCCAACAAUAACGAAACGUUAUAUUGAUUCACUAUUCGCCUAUAAUGGCAUUGACUAAUAUUAUAGAUUUCCUUUUAUAAUGAGUUUCGCGUAUCUCUAAACAGUGAGUCUAGUUUGUGUAAUCUAUCAUCUAAUCUACUUGUGUAGUUCAUGUGGUAGAAUAAAAAUAUUACGUAGUCAAUUUUACGGCAACUGCAACAGGGAUGGAUACCCGAGUUAAAUUUGCGUUACAUUUUAGCAGCCUGAUAUAACUUUUAAAUAUCGUAUUUUAGUGUAUAGUUAUUCUCUUUCAUUUAGAACGACGUGUAAAACUAUAGUAAUCGUCUAUAGUGUAAACGGCCUUUUAAGGCCGAAGUAUAGUAAAUUUUUUACGUGUACACGAGGGUCCGCGUUCAGUGCACGUGACGGAAUUUUUAUCAUCAGAAAAAUGCGCGUGUACCGCUGGAUAAAAAAAAACGCGUACGCAUGCGUCAAACGUCUGUGUACACGUAUGAGUUAAGGCUGUGCGUUCAACCGUGCGCGUACUUUUGCGUACACGUAAAAAACAGACUAUACUGUUUUUUACUAUACAGCGAUGACAAUAUAAUGAAGCCUUAAAAAUAAUUGAAAAUAAUGAAAUUACAAAAAAGGAUUUUUGGGGACUUUGUGUUUCUUGUCACUUUUGUGUUUAAUUGUCAUGAAAAUAAUGCAGUUAAAAUGCUAAAUUAAUCGCAAUAGUCCUAAAGUACGAUCGUCUGUUUUGAGGGCUGACUUGAUGUAAAAAAAAACACUCAGAUGUUAUACCUGGUGUCGUACCUGGUUAGGAUGUAGUGUGUCUGGAACAUGUACGCAAACAUUGAUUUUCACAUACAAACACAUACAGACACAAACUUCCUGUGAGAGAGAAGCUGUGCUUGAAUCAACAAUACACUGUUUACAGUUAAUAUACUCUUUUACGGUACUACUACUGGUUACUACGGUAACUAUUCAUUCACUCAACUUAACUAUGGUGCUGUCUCUCUCGCUCUCUCUCUCUCUCAGCAAUAUCAACACAAUGCACAGCCAUAUACGAGGCCUUUAAUGCUGGGAUCUUAUAGGGCACAUAUAGUGAGAGAGCUAUGUUACACAACACACACACACACACACUUUGUUACACUCCCAAACACAUCUCACAAUGCGAACUUAAAGGUGAAGUGUGUAAUGUUUUUUUAUGUUUAAGCUACAAUCUGUAACUUUUGGCUCUCUGUCGCCAUCUCUGUUUGAAGCAUACAAUUGCAGUUAUUUCUUUAUUUGAGUGAGUUGAAGUGACAUCAGCUCAAAUUACGAGUCCAAUUAUUAGCGAAUAGUUGUGAGCAAAAAAGUUACAGAUUAAAGCUUUAAAAUCUGUAAAGCUGUAAGAAACGAAAUUGAUACGAUUGCUUGUAAGGUGUAAACACUGUGGCUCUGUGGUGCUAUCAAAACAUUGCUUUGUUUGUUCGCACAUCCCGACCAGUUUAAACCAGCUACACUGACCCAACCGAUUAUGUGAAUGUGGGAACUGCCUGUUUGGUCGAGCAAUGGUAGGCGGGGGGAGUGUUAAGGAAAAACCUCCUCGAAAACAUUCGCAAUUGUGUUCAAAGCAUCUAGUGGCAGAGACUUACACACGUCACCUUGAAACUUUCUUUUCUUCCUCUCUUGUCAUGUCUGCUGUCGUCUCUGAUGCAAUAUCUCCAGCAGAUAGACGCCAAAUCAAACCUUCCACAGAUAGAUACAGGUGGAAUUAUUUCCAGUGGAUCUUGCCGUUUUUACUGAAUGCUUUUCCAUAUACCACCACGUUUACUGUACAUUAUUGUGGGUGUUUGUGUGUGUGUUCAGUCAGGUAUCAGGGAUGUUGUGUAGUUUUUGACCCUGCAUGUGUUUCUACUGUUGGUGCAGUAAAUCAAUGGUGCCGCUGAAUUUCCAUGGUGCAGCUUCAUGGUGCUUUGUUUCCGUUUCCUGAUUGUGUACCGAGUUCGGUUGGGUUUAUCUCUCUCGCUGAACUGUGAAAAGGGCCGUCCGCACUGACUUUACAUUUAAUGUUGGUGACUUGAGGUAGCAACAAGGAAUAACAAAUUUUGGAAUUUGCUUUCUUUUCAUUAGAAUCGAAUUGGCCGUGCCACAUGAGACCUUAAAUUGGGACGGUAAACUCUGGCGCUCGACAGAGAGGUACACAUAUGAGUCCGUUUCACAUUGUUUUACUUCAUUUUUAAAGCUUAAAAGUAAAUUGUGGCUUUCUUUCAUGAUAGCCUAUAGUAAAUAAAAUUAAUUGUUGAGGAACGUGAUGCUUUGUGUUUGAUGUGUACGCAGCAUAAUGUGGCGAAAAAUGUGCAUGACACGAAGUUAAAUCUCGCCAGUAAUCUAGAGCGAGGAACAUGAUACUUCACAUUUGUUGUGUACGCAGCAUAUUGCGGCGUACACACCAAAUGCAAAUUCAACGAUUUGUGCAAGUAUUUUACAUACAAAGUCAAUGCAAAGACGCAAAUAGAUGUGAUAUCGCACGUGGCAAUGCGAAUGAAGCAAAUUGGGUGGUGCGAAUGCCGUGAAAACAUGUGCUAUUCGCCUCAAAUGUGUUUUAGCGGAAGUAAAAAAAAUAUUCAACUCAAGCGAAAAAUUAGCAUGACACGAAGUUAAAUCUCGCCAGUAAUCUAGAGCGAGGAAUGUGAUAAUUCACAUUUGUUGUGUACGCAGCAUAUUGCGGCGUACACACCAAAUGCGAAUUCAACGAUUUGUGCAAGUAUAUUACAUACAAAGUCAAUGCAAAGACGCAAAUAGAUGUGAUAUCGCACGUGGCGAUGCGAAUGAAGCAAAUUGGGUGGUGCGAAUGCCGUGAAAACGUGCUAUUCGCCUCAAAUGUGUUUUAGCGGAAGUAAAAAAAUAUUCAACUCAAGCGAAAAAUUAGCAUGACACGAAGUUAAAUCUCGCCAGUAAUCUAGAGCGAGGAAUGUGAUAAUUCACAUUUGUUGUGUACGCAGCAUAUUGCGGCGUACACACCAAAUGCGAAUUCAACGAUUUGUGCAAGUAUAUUACAUACAAAGUCAAUGCAAAGACGCAAAUAGAUGUGAUAUCGCACGUGGCGAUGCGAAUGAAGCAAAUUGGGUGGUUGCGAAUGCCGUGAAAACGUGCUAUUCGCCUCAAAUGUGUUUUAGCGGAAGUAAAAAAAUAUUCAACUCAAGCGAAAAAUUAGCAUGACACGAAGUUAAAUCCCGUGAGUAAUGUAGAGCAAGGAACAUGAUACUUCACGUUUGUUAUGCAGUGUACACAGCAAAUGCGAAUUCAACGAUUUGCGCAAGUAGAUUACAUACAAAGUCAAUGCGAACCGCAAACAGAUGCGAACUCGCGCGUAGCGAUGCGAAUGAAGCCAAUUGAGUGGUGUGAUUGCAGCGAAAACACAGUUGCUAUUUGCCUCAUAUGUGUCUUUGCGUAAGUUAAAAAUAUUCAACUCAAGCGAAAAAUUUGCAUGACACGAAGUUAAAUCCCCCGAGUAAUCUAAAGUGAGGAAUGUGAUACUUUACAUUUGUUGUAUACGCAGCAUAAUGCGACGUACAUACUAAAUAUGAAUUCAAUAAUUUGCGCAAGCAGUUUAAAUACAAAGUCAAUGCAGAGAUGCAAAUAGGUGCGAACUCUCGCAUGGCGAUGAAAAUGAAAUAAAUUGGGUGGUGUGAUUGCCACGAAAACACAUGCUAUUCGCCUCAAAUGUGUCUUUGCGCAAAAUAUUCAACUCAAGCGGAAAAAAAAUUGCAUGACACGAAGUUAAAUCCCGUGAGUAAUCUAGAGCGAGGAACAUGAAACUUCACAUUUGUUGUGUUCGCAGCAUUAUGCGGCAUACACACCAAAUGCGAAAGUCAACGAUUUGCACAAGUAGAUUACAUACAAAGUCAAUGCAGAGAUGCAAAUAGAUGCGAACUCCCGCGUGGCGAUGAGAAUGAAAUAAAUUGGGUGGUGUGAUUGCCACGAAAACACAUGCCAUUCGCCUCAAAUGUGUCUUUGCGCAAAAUAUUCAACUCAAGCGAAAAAAAAAUUGCAUGACACAAAGUUAAAUCGCGUGAGUAAUUUAGAGAGAGGAACAUGAUACUUCACAUUUGUUGUGUUCGCAGCACUAUGCGGCGUACACACCAAACGCGAAAGCCAACGAUUUGCGCAAGUAGAUUACAUACAAAGUCAAUGCAAAGACGCCAACACGCGCGUGCCGAUGCAAAUGAAAUAAAUUGGGUGGUGUGAUUGCCACGAAAACACAUGCUAUUCGCCUCAAAUGUGUCUUUGUAAGAUAAGAAAUAUUCAACUAAAGUGAGGUCAAGCAUUUGCAUUAGUCAAAGUAAAAUCCUGCAAAUAGAUGCGAACUUGCGCGUAGUGAUGAGAAUGAAACAAAUUGGGUGGUGCGAUUGCCACGAAAACGCAGUUGCUAUUCCCCACAUAUGUGUCUUUGCUUAAAGUUAAAAUUAUUCAACUCAAGCAAAAAAUUUGCAUGACACGAAUUUAAAUCCCGUGAGUAAUCUAGAGGGAGGAACAUGAUACUUCACAUUUGUUGUGUUCGCAGCAUAAUGCGGCAAGAACCAAAUGCGAAUUCAACAAUUUGCGCAAGUAGAUUACAUACAAAGUCAAUACAAAGACGCAAAUAGAUGCGAACUUGCACGUGGCGAUGAUAAUGAAACAAAUUGGGUAGUGCGAUUGUCGCGAAAACACAUACUAUUUGCCUCAAAUGUGUCUUUGCGCAAGUUAAAAAUAUUCAACUCAAGCAAAAAAAUUGCAUGACAUGAUUAUAAAAUCUCGCAAGUAAUAAAGAGCGAGGAACGUGAUAAUUCACAUUUCUUGUGCUCGCAGCAUAAUGCAGCAUACACACCAAACGCGAAUUCAACGAUUGGCGCAAGUAGAUUACGUAGAUUACAAAUCAAUGCAAAGACGCAAAUAGAUGCAAAUUCGAAUUGGGCAAAACAUGUGCUAUUAACCUCAAACGCGUCUUUAUGCAAGUUAAAAAAUUAAAUUAAAUUAAAUUAAAUUAAAUUAAAUUAAAUUAAAUUAAAUUAAAUUAAAUUAAAUUAAAUUAAAUUAAAUUAAAUUAAAUUAAAUUAAAUUGAAAAUCAAAAUAAAAUAAAAAUUUUCCAAUCUUUUACAUUUUUUUAUUUCAUUUUAAUUCUAAUAUUUCCUCAAAAAAAUGAAUUACAGUUUUGAAUCCUGUUUGCUAUCUCAUUUCAAAUUCAGUAUAAAUGGUGCACAACCCAGUAACAAUGCAAUGCUGCCAUUGGGAUGCCAUCAGUGUGGACGCCCUUUAGGAUCAGACCGUUUUCUGGACCACAUGCUAAUGCUACACACUGACUAGCAUUAUGAAUCCAUCAUUCUGUGGUUGUGGGUUUUGAUAGUCUAAUAUAUUCUGUGCUCCUCGCUCAGGAUUCUGGGAAAGUGGCCCAUCUGUGUGAUGUCGAACGCUGGUCACAUGGUGCUACCAGAAUUCCUCACCACUGCGGUGAGCGUGGCCUACAGUAUUUUGGUGUGACCAGAAAUUUCACAUUUGGCUUACACACAAACUGGUUUACUGUACAUUUCUACUAUCAGUGCUGUUUAAUAAUCUAAAGUAAACAGGACUCUGGUGCUGACAGAGAUGGUCAUUCUUCAAAAUCGAGGAUUUUUGUAUGAAUUCGCUUUUAUUUAAUUGGCCCUCGUUCGAGGGGAGAGUUUAUAAAGACCACAUAUACACCAGAUAAGGAAGCAAGUACGGUUUUUGCUUUAUCAUUGCUUCGAUAUAUCCAGCUCAUUAAAGUCGUACGGUUUUCUUUGCAGUUUCAACCUGGAUUCAAGAGCUUAAUGGUUAUAUUACAGUUGAUGAGAUGUUGAAAUAGCUUUUGGUCCACAGAUUGCAGUAAACCUCUGCAGUAAAACAUCCUGGCAUUCAGACAUUCUGGAGUUAAAUGGCUAAAGAUCAUUUAGGAUGUUCAAAAUUGAAAUGCAUUAUAUUACAAUAUAGACAUGUGUCAUAAACAGCGGUUCACUUCUGCAGACGAUCCCAGAUUGGUUUUAUAUCAGUGCACGAUAUUCACAUGAUUUGCACCAUAGGCUGUCAUUUGGAGUCAGGUGUAAAACCAAAUAAAAACAUUCUUCAUUGCUUAAAAACGUUUUGUUGAGAAACAAUUUAGUCGAUAACCGGUGUUUUAAAUGCAGGAUGUUUUCUUGUUUCGCAGAAUCUUUGUGGCGCUGUGCUGGGUCGAACUGCUCGUAGCCUUAGAGUCUGUUUGUGUUUGUUUGGUGAAGGUUAUGGUGAAUCCUGUAAUGCAACGUGAGGUUUGAUUGUUAAUAGUCAAGACUUCGGUGGUAGAUAAAUUGUACAUAGAUAAGUUUGCCUCUUUUUUAGCAUUUUAUUAAGUUUUUUUGUGCUGGUGUUUUCAAAUUCAUUUAAAGUAAUUCUGGCGUGAUUUUUGGCUAGUGUAUGAUUAAAUGCAUGGCUGUUAAUAAAAGGUUGGGGUCAAAGGCGGAGCUUUGAGCCAGUGAUGUCAUAGGGUGUGUCCGAUGAACUCAUCGACCAGAGAAUUCUAUUUAUGAACUGUCGAUGAUUGACAGGUGAUGAAUUGGAGAGCUAACCAAUAACCUGUUGUCAGCUUUAAAGGAGGCGGGGUUAUGCGUGAGGUUAUCUUUAAACGAGAGUCGUUGAAGUGAAGGCGUUUCAAAAAGGUGCUAUACAAUUUAUUCUUAAAUAAUAAAUAAGAAAAGAAUGAAGUGAAACUAUAUCGUAAGGAAUUUAGAUUCGACUGGUCUUGACGAUGACUGUUUUUAUGUUGUGUAGUCUUGAAAAAGCACUAUUAUUUUACUCUUUUAUGAAUAUAUUAACAAAUGCAUUUUAACUUUGUACUUGAUAAAAUGUAAAAGUAAAAAAAAGAAUAAAAAUGUACAGAAUCAUGUGUUUAGCCUAGACAUUACUGUAGUAUGUGCCUCUCCGUAAAAAUUCAUACUGUAUUCAUAUCCUCCCUUCGAGUCGUGUCGGAAUGAUCGUAUUUACGAGAUGAGCGCAUGUGAACGCCACCACAACGCCAUAAUUACUAUUCAGAAAAUGCUGGAUUUUUUUAAAGACCAAAUUUGCUGAAUUAUGGGUGUGUUUAUUAACGAAUCACUAUAAAUGUUGACAGUAUGGUUUCGUUUAUAACAAAAAUAAACGUUUGUCAUCAUUCUUUGUACUAGUACAAGAAUUGUUGUGUUAUCAAUAAAAAUGAUAUUAAAACAUGAAAUUGUCAACGCACCAAAUGUUAUUCUGACCAAAAUCACUCGAACGCGCAUUACAUCGUAACUACGACUUCCGGCCUUGCAACUUCCCAGGAGGUUGAAAUACUGUACACUGUUACGUAACUGCUUGAAAUUGAUGGCAAAACUACAUUACCCAGCAUUCCUUUCUACAAACUCCCUCCAUGUACUCUCGCUACAGUCAGACUGUAAUGUUUUUUUUAUAUAUAUGAUUGUUGUUGCAUCAAUAUUUAUUGCCUACAGCCUCGUCCAUUUUAGUGUCACUGGGGUCUCUAUUUCUCACUUGUACACACUUAAACACAAACUCAAUUUUCUUUAUCACACAUUUUCUCUCUCUCUCUCAUUCAGUGUGACUGUAGUUCUGUUGUAUUUUGAUGGUCUUUAGGGUGUAAAGUAGCAACUCCUUCCAUUACUCUCUCUGUACGCAGUGAAAGGGGGAGAAGCUGAAACAAUGGCUUCUUUCCUGUGCACUUGUGCUGGGGAACACUUGAAAUAAAUGUUCUGUUUUUGUGCUAAACAUAA